CGGGAGGAAGGGCCCACAUGUAAGUGACCCGAUGCAGUACUGCGUAUCUUCCCCCGCCUUGUUCCCAGUGCGCAGCGAUGGCGGCGUCCCUCCGGCGGCGGUGCUCGCGUUCGCCGUCGUUCCGUUCCAGGUGCGGUCGCCGUCCUCGCUCCCGUCAGGUGUCGCCCCCAUCCGAUUUGCGCCCGCCGCCCACGCCCCCGUCCGACCCGCGCCCGCCAGGCCCGGCGUCUCCCCAGGUCCAAUCAUGGCCGCCGCCCCCCGUCUCUCAUCCGCCGCCACUAGCGUUCCAGUCAGCAGCAACCGCCCCGGUCGUCCCUCCCUCCCCACGCCCCUCCUCGCCCCCACUACAUUUUCUCUUCCAAUCGCUACGAUUGGAUUCAAGAAAUUGGUUAGAACUGUUCACCGCCUACCAUGGGUGGGUCGAGCUCGAUCUCUCCAACAGGCUUCGAUGCUUUGCUCCCAACCACGACACGGUGUAAAGUCAGAGAUCUGGUUCCUGUCCAUGGACCAUAUGCACAGAGUAUGCUUGAGGUAAUGCAUGCAAGAGAAGCAUAUAUACCUUGCUGUGGACAUGGGCAAAGCCACAGCAUCUGGUUCCGUCCCAGCCUUCCAGGCCAUGUGCUUAUGCCAACAAUUCAAGCAUAUAUAGACUCUGUUAUUGCUAAUUGUCUGGGUGUACCAGCAUCGACGCUGCCACAAAUCCACCGAGAAACACAGCGAGCCAAGCUAUGGAGGCGACUGCACUGAGCGUGGGCAAGUCCGUGCUGGAUGGAGCGCUUGGCUACGCCAAGUCCGCGUUCGCGGAGGAGGUGGCCUUGCAGCUCGGUGUCCAGCAAGACCAUGCGUUCGUGGCGGAUGAGCUUGAGAUGAUGCAGUCUUUCAUGAUGGAGGCACAUGAGGAGCGAGACAAGAGCAAGGUGGUCAAGACCUGGGUGAAGCAGGUUCGUGACACGGCCUACGACGUCGAGGAUAGUCUCCAGGACUUUGCAGUUCGUCUGCAGAGGCCAUCCUGGUGGCGUUUUCCUCGCACGCUGCUGGAGCGGCGCCGUGUGGCCAAGCGGAUGAAGGAGCUCAGGGCCAAGGUCGAGGAUGUGAGCCAGAGGAAUGUGCGCUACCGCCUCAUCAAAGGCUCUGGCUCCAAUGCUACCGCCAUGGCUGGGCAAGCCAACCUUAUUGCUGCAGCCAUAUUCGGAGUUGAAGAAGCAAGGCGAGCCGCAAAGCACGAGAAUCAGAGAGUCGAUCUCGUGCAACUGAUUAGCAAGGAUGACAAGGAUCUUAGAGUGAUUGCUGUAUGGGGAACAAGUGGUGACAUCGGCCAAACGACGAUCAUCAGGGAAGCUUACGCGAAUCCAGACGUCCAAAGCAAAUUUCCAGGCCGAGCAUGGGUGAGGGUGAUGCACCCUUUCAGCCCAAAAGACUUUGUCCAGAGCUUGGUGAAUCAGUUUCAAGCAGCCGAAGGAGUUGAAAAUCUGUUGGAGACAGAGAAGACAGCAACAGAAUUAACUCAGGAAUUCAAUAGAUUUGUUAAUGAGAAGAGGUGUCUAAUUGUGCUUAAUGACAUCUCAACUAUCGAAGAGUGGGAUCGGAUUAAAAAAUGUUUCCGAAAUAAAAGGAAUGGAAGCCGUAUUGUAGUAUCAACAUCGCAAGUUGAAGUAGCAAGCUUAUGUGCAGGGCAAGAAAGCCAAGCUUCGGAGUUGAAGCAAUUGUCUGAAGAUCAAACCCUUUAUGCAUUCUACAACAAGGGUUCUCAAACUGAAAAGGAUUCAGCGAAGCCAGCGUCCACCUUAGCUACGGCCACUAGCAGUACAAACGACCAUGCAGUGUCCCUUGAUGAGAUAACAGAGGAUGAAUCUAAGGAUGCUGAUGGAAACAAGGUGGACGCAAAGAGUCUAACUCGGAUCAGGACGAGAAAGGAUCCAGUGAAGCCUUCGUCUAGCUCAGAUACAGCCACUAGCAGUACAAUUGACCAUGCAGUGGCCCUUGGGGAGACAAAAGAGGAUGAAUCUAAGGAUGCUGAUGGAAAGAAUGUGGUCACAAAGAGUCUAACUCGCAUCAGGACGGGUGUUGGUGCGGAGGAAUCUCAACUUAUUGGGCGACAGAGAGAAAUACUUGAAGUUGUAGAGUUAAUUUCAAACAAGGACAGCCAACGGAGUCAGGUGAUCUCUGUGUGGGGAAUGGGUGGCCUUGGAAAAACCACUCUAGUCAAUGGAGUAUAUUAUAGCCCAAAGUUGAGUGACAAGUUUGAGAAGCGUGUUUUUGUCACAAUCAUGCGUCCUUUCGAUCCUUCUGAGCAUCUUAGGAGGUUGAUUGUGGGACUACAUGAGGGAUCUUCUACGAAGGAGGAAUUGCUGGGCAAUAGUGUCAGCAACACAAAAAAGCAACUUGCAUUGAAGAGUGUUGAGGAAUUGACUAAGGAGGUGGCAAAACUUUUAGAAACGAAGAGUUGCUUGAUUGUUCUGGAUGAUUUGUCAUCUACUACAGAAUGGGACCUGAUAAUACCAGAUUUCCCUCAGCAGAUGCAAACCAAAAUUAUUGUGACUACAAGGGAACAAAAGAUUGCAGAGCAUUGCACAGGAUCAGGGAAACACGGAACCGUACAUAAUCUUAAAGUUCUAGAACCUGAGGACGCAAUUCACCUCUUCAACAGAAAGGUAUUUGGCGACACUAGAGAUUUGGUUGACCAGGAAAAUCCAGAGUUGAUCAAAGAAAGGAAACAAAUACUAAAGAAGUGUGACGGACUUCCCCUUGCAAUUGUAGUCAUAGGCGGCUUCUUGGCAAACCGACCAAAGACUGGAGCCGAGUGGAGAAAAUUGAAUGAGAAUAUCAGUGCCGAGUUGGAGAUGAAUCCAGAGCUUGGGAUGAUAAGAACAGUCCUUGGAAAAAGUUAUGACGGUUUACCCUAUGAACUCAAGUCUUGUUUCUUAUAUCUGUCCAUCUUUCCUGAAGACCACACCAUUAGUCAGAGACGUUUGGUGCGUCGAUGGGCAGUGGAAGGUUACUCAAGCGAGAGACGUGGGAAGUCCUCCAAUGCAAUUGCUGAAACCUACUUCAUAGAACUCAAAAACAGAAGCAUGAUUUUACCAUCUCAGCAAUCAGUUUACAGUAGAAAAUCAAUUGACUCUUGCAAAGUCCAUGAUCUUAUCCGUGACAUCGCCAUCUCAAAGUCAAUGGAGGAAAACCUUGUUUUCAGAUUAGAGGAAGGUUGUGCCUUAAGUAACCAUGGCACAAUUCGUCAUCUUUCUAUAAGCAGCAACUGGAAAGGAGAUCAAAGUGAGUUCGAGAGCAUAGUUGACCUAUCUCGAAUACGAUCGUUAUCUGUGUUUGGCAGGUGUAAGCCAUUUUACAUUUCUGACAAGAUGAUGUUUCUACGAGUACUUGACUUAGAAGGCACAAUUGGUCUAGAGUACCAUCACCUCGAUAAUAUUUGGAAGCUUCUUCACCUGAAAUACCUUUCUCUACGAGAUUGCGAUGAUAUUGAUCUACUGCCAGAUUCAUUGGGCAAUCUGAGGCAACUCCAAGUGCUAGACGUCAGAGGUACCAGGGUAAAUGCUCUGCCAAAAACCAUUAUCCACCUUCGGAAGCUACAGUUCAUCCAUGCUGGUUGGCAAUCAGAUUAUGUAAACCAAGAGAAGGACAGUUUAAUGUCGAGGUGUCUUGCAGGGGCGUGUAUAUGUGCAAUAUGCUGCUUACCUAUUCUUUAUGAAAUUGAUGGCCCUUUCCAUAAGGCCGUCACCAGGCGUGAUGCAUGCACUUUCGCUUGCUGCGUGGCAUUCCCUGCUCUCAUGACCGGAGUAUAUGAAGAAAAAGGCGCUACAGUACCAAGGGGAAUCAGAAAACUGAAAGACUUGCAGACAUUGAGAGAAGUGAAUGUCGGAAGGGGAAGCGCCGUUCUACAGGACAUCAAAAUGCUCACGGGAUUGCGCAAGUUAGGAGUCACUGGAAUCAACAAGAAGAAUGGCCCGGCAUUUCGCUUAGCCAUUUCCAAUCUCAGCAGGCUAGAAUCACUCUCGGUGAGUUCGGCAGGGAAGCCAGGUUUGCGUGGCUGCUUGGAUGGAGUAUCCUCACCCCUCGAAAACCUGCAAAGCCUCAAGCUGUACGGCAAUCUGGAAAAGUUGCCGGAAUGGAUCAAGGAGCUCCCACAUCUCGUGAAGCUGAAACUAUCGGGCACUAGGCUAUUGGAGCACGAUGCUGCUAUGGAACUCCUUGGGAAACUGCCGAAGUUGGAAAUUCUAGUUCUGUCUUGGUCAUCGUUUCAGGGUGAGGAACUUGCUUUCAAAUCUCUGCAGGCUGGAAUAGCUUUCGAAAGCCUUAGGGUGCUCCGCCUUGCAGGUAUAACCAACGUCAAAUCCUUAAAGUUUGAAGAAGGGGUAAUGCCUAAACUCGAGCGGCUGCAGGUCAGUGGGGCACUAUAUAAUGAAAUAGACUUUUCUGGGUUAGAAUUUCUCGCAAGCAUCAACGAAGUCCAGCUCCGUGUUAGCUUUCUCUGGGAUCGGGAAAGGAUAGAAGCAGCUCUUGAUUCUGGGACCAGCUGGGACAAGAUAGAGGAGGAAGAAAGACAGGAACAUGCGCUCAAGGAAGGUGAACUCAAGAAGAAAAUCCAGGACCAGCUCGCUCGGAAUGCAAACGAACCCAUCUUGACGGUUCGAUCAUUGGUACCAGGCUGGAGAUCAUCGGGCUGCCUGGUGGGUUCAAUUUGCUUGGUACGUGUGCCCAUGCCGCCAUUCCCUGGUGCGGUAGCUCCUACUACUACUCUCCCAGGGCGCGUGGUUGUUGUUUAUCCAUGUGGUUCAAUUGUUUGGCGGUGCACGUGUCUGUGCCUGCAGGUGGUUACAAAUCCACACUUCAACCUGUGUUUCCUACUUACUUUCUGCUCUAUUAUGAAGAUGUUUUCCGCAUGACAAGAAUCCAAUGAUAUAUAUUAUCUGUAUGGCCCAUUCAAUUACUGGUUUGUAAAUUAGUGGACAAAGUUCAUUUCCUUCUGUUGUUAACAUACACGUUCACAUUAUCAUGGUUUGUAUUUUUUUGGUUGAUAAUAAGGAGAUUAUACUGCUACUUUCA
Panicum virgatum (switchgrass) is the source of this 5058-nucleotide messenger RNA. RefSeq names its product disease resistance protein Pik-2-like. NCBI's taxonomy places the organism in Eukaryota, Viridiplantae, Streptophyta, Magnoliopsida, Poales, Poaceae. Gene Ontology annotation, biological process: defense response to other organism. The transcript has 5 exons. The record is from RefSeq and is a predicted model, not a curated record. The coding region runs from base 729 to 4898 and encodes 1389 amino acids. Gene Ontology annotation, molecular function: ADP binding.